CUUCUCUGUCUUCUACAUAAUGAUGUGGGGCAUCUUUUACUCUUAUAAUCUUGAAAGUGAGCAUGCAUGUGCCUUCAUGCUCAAGGCCCCGGAUUUAUUCUGUUUCUUCUGACAAAAUGCAUAAUAAUGAUAGUUACUCAGACCACUCUUUUGCUCCUGAAAAUUACUUGGCCUUAGAAAAAAAUGAUUCUCAGAAUUUAUUGAUAUAUCCUUCUGAAGAUGAUAUUGAGAAAUCAAUUAUUUUUAAUCAAGAUGGCACUAUGACAGUUGAGAUGAAAGUUCGAUUCAAGAUAAAAGAAGAGGAAACCAUAAAAUGGACCACUAUCAGUAGAGCUGGGCUUUCUAAUAAUCAUGAAAAGAGUGAGAUAAGCAGUUUUCCAGGAAGAACUGAUGAUCCAUCAUCUGGUUUAAAGAUCACAGCAUGUUCAUUAUCUGCAGAUGUCUCACCUCUGGAGAAAGGCAGUAAUCAAGAGGGCAAUUUGGUAGAGGAGAGAAACACUCAAAUAAAAGAUCAGGUGGCUGAAACUUGCACUUCUGCUGGUUGGGAGACUGCUACUAUGGACAUAAAUAUCAUCCAGGGAACUCAGGAUCAAGUGAAGCAUAAUUUCUAUAGGCCCCCCACACCUGGACCAAGGAGAGUGAGACAAAAGAAAUCUGCAAUAGGGAGUGUGACCUUAGUGUCUGAAACUGAAGUUCAAGAGAAGAUGAUUAGACAGUUUUCCUAUAGUGAAGAUAGGGAAGAUGGGGAAAACAAAUCUGAGUAUCACAUGUUCACACAUUCUUGCAGUAAAAUGUCAUCAGUAUCUAACAAACCAGUACUUGUUCAGAUCGAUAACAAAGAGCAGAUAGAGUCAUCUUUAGAAAGAAAAAAGUGUAGACUGCUCAAGUCAAGUGCAGUAAGUGCUGGUGGUGUAGAAAUUACAAGUCAGAAGAUGUUAGAGAGGUCCCCUAACAGUGGCUUGUCACACCCUAUAUCAGAAAACUCAAUUCUGGAGAAAGGUAUAAUUGAUAGUGUAACAUCAGACCACAAAACUAGUAUCAAGAACUUAAGAACUUACAUUAGCACCAAAGAUAGGUUCAGUCCUAUUUCAGCAGAUGUAACUCAUUCUCCAAGUAACUGCUCAGGAACUGACAAAACUGUAUAUGAGAUGCCAGCUUCAGUAGAAUCCUCUGCUGUCACCACAAGAAUUGACAGACUAAUUAAUGAAUUUUCUCAGUGUAGUUUAACAGAAUUUCCUGAAAAUGAAAAGCAGAUUUCAUCUGUUGCCAGGAAGAAGAUGACAAAAUCUCAGCAGCAAGUGAUAAGUUCCAGGCAUGAGAAUGGGGGAUUUGGAACCAAAAGAAUUCGCAUUAAGCGUAUAAACACAGGAGAUAGAAUUGCACAGGAAACCAUACUGCAAGAGUCACACAGUCCCCCUAAAGGAGGGAUACUUUGUGAUGAAGACCUCCAUGCAGGUGAUAUGGUAAUUAAAUCAAAUUAUUUUUGUUCUAAAAAUAGUCUUAAUCCUGUGAAUUCCAAUACUUUCCAUAUAAAUAAAUUAAAUACAAUUCAGAAUCCUAGGGUUCAAGGACUUUUAGCCAAAAGAAGAUCUAGACCACUAAACAAGGUAGGCUUAGGAGGAUCUACAAGAAGAGAAAUUGGUCAAGGAGAUAAAGUGUUUCCCUAUAAUGAAUUCAGAUAUUGCAAAAAUACUUUUGAAAAUCAAAAUUUAUUUCACGUGUUUAACUUCCUUGAGCAAAAACCUAAUGCUUUUUGUGAACCACAGGCUCAAGCAGAAAUAACAUCUUGGUAUUUGAGAGGAAUAGCAAACAAGAGCUCAGUUUCAAAACUUAAUAAUUCACACAUAAAUUUCAAAAGCCAGAAAAAACAAAAACGGGAUAAAUUGAAACCAACUACUAAUGUAAAUAAACAUGUUACAACCAGGGCAAGUUCCUUAGCUUCUUUGAAAAAAGCUGCUUUUUCUGAGGAUAUUACCCAUCAUUCAGUUCAAAAUUACAUACAGAGAUGGUUUCAGAACAUAAAUCCACAUUCAACUCUGCAACCUAGAAAAUCAGCUUCAGUAUACAAAAAGGAAAGGAGUGUGGUAAGUUGUAACAUAAAGAGUUUUCCAGGAAAUAAUUCGCAUGCAAAUUCUGGAAAAGGAAAUAAUUAUGUCAUGGGAAAUAAUAAGCACAUAACUAAAAAUGCCACUUUGAAAGGAGAUAAUCUAAGUAAAGAGGUAGCUAAAUCUUUUGAUAAAGGUAACAGUGGAGGACUGACCAGAGACCUCUCUGUAAGCCUGGCUGAAUCUCUGAAUGAGGCUUGCUUGUCUUCCUUGCAUGAAUGUUGUACUUUGUCACAGUCAGUUAUUGAUGAUAAUACUAAAAGUCAGGAAUCUGCUGAAAAGGAAUCAGGAUCAGAGGUAAGCCUUGUUUUCCAAGAAAUAAACUUAGCUACAAAAGGGCAAAGUGUAGAGGCUGCCAUUCAAGUAGAUCCUAUGGAAGAUGACAUUCCAAAAGAUUUCCUACCAGUCCUGUUGCUUCGCCAACUACAAGCUUUAGUUCCUAGUAUUCAUAAGACUCAAAAUGGAGUUGUUCAAAUGCCGGGUUCACUUACAGAUGUUCCCUUCUCCUCCCCAAUUUGUAAGUCAUCUACUAAUGUCCUUUUAGCUUGGCUCCUAGUGCUAAACCUGAAGGGAAGUGUGAAUACCUUCUGUCAAGAUGAUGCUCACAAGACUUCCAGUAGAACUUCAGAAAUACUUGCAUUGUUGGAGGUUCUAAAGCAUGUUGCCAUCACAGAGGAAGCUGAUGACUUGAGGGCUGCUGUUGCCAAUUUAGUGGAGUCUACCACAGAUCGCUUUGGACUCCCUGAGAAAGAACAAGACAUGAUUCUAGUAGGACUUUCUGCAAAUUGUUCCACACCCAACAUACAGAGAGUUCCUAAGUGCAUUGAAAAUGGAAAAACACAGCAAAUCUCCUGUUUAGAUGGAGGCUACUCUGCCAGUGAGAACUGUGCCCAUGAAGUCUGUGUUUCAGAGAUGACCUGCUCUGCAUGUGAAAUAUGCACUCUGCAUAAGACUUAUGGUCCAAAAGAGAUGAGUAACCUCAGUGACAUUUUUUCCCCUACCGAUGACUGUACCAUGAAUCAGACCUCCAUGAAUAAGGCUUGCUUCCUAGGAGAGAGAUGUUCACUUACUGAUCCUCUGUCUUCCCAUAAAGCUUGUGCUCAUGAGGAAAACUACAUCCAUGAGGCAUCUUACCCAACUGAUGAGGCUUACAUUCCCAUCAAAGUCUGCAAUACCAAUGACUUUUUAAAUUCCAAAGAAGACAAAUAUGUUGAUAAUUUGGAAUUGACUAAAGAGUUAGAAAGAUCUGGGUGUAAACAUGGCUUUAAUAUACUGGUGUCACACCAAAGUAUUGGUCAUUUAAGCCACCAUGACUUUUUCCUAAGUGCAACUGAAACAGAAUUUGAUAAGGAACACAGUUCUCUAGAUGAAUUUAAAAAUUGUGCAUUAAAGAAAGUUCAGGGUAAAAAUGCAUAUGCAUCCUUUGAUAAGGAAGAAUCAAAGAAUUCUGAAGAACCAAGCUCAAUAACCAAUAGCACAUCAAAUGAAAGAAACAUUUCAGAAUUGGAAUCCUUUGAAGAAUUAGAAAAUCAGGACACUGAUACCUUUAAUACAAAGGUAAGUGCAAGAGAGCAAACCACUGAAGAAUUGACCCAAAAAGAGUUAGAGGAUAGUAAAAAUUUGGAAUUGAUAGAAGUCUUUAGGAGGAACACGACAGAAGAGGAAAGAAGGAUUGGUGUAAUAUGUGAGACACUCAGUAGGCGGCUGGCAACACCACCAUCUUUACUAUUUUGCUAUGAUUCUAAGCAAAAUAUUGAAAAGGAGCUCAAUGAAGGAACUAAAACGAGAGUAAAAAUGGUAGUGAAAAGCAUGGAAAUUGGAAGUUAUUCAGAGUCCCCUCUUGACUUUAAAAACUUAAAAAGCCCAGUGACUUCUGAUUGGUCAGACUAUGGACAAGACAGUGAGAAUGAGCAGCCAUAUAAAGUGUCCAUUGAGAGCCCUAUUGACUAUGGUGAGGAGAUCGCCCAAGAGAAAGAACACAAUAAAGGACUUGUUAAAAGGACAAUAGAAAAACUCUAUGGUAGAGCAGAGGUUGUUAAACCAUCUUUUUUUCCUGGGUCUACACACAGAUCUCAGGUUUGUCCUUACAAUUCUAUGGAAUCUCAGUGCAGUAGGAAAGUAGGUCUUCAUGGUUCUGAAGGUCAUUUGUUUGGCUCUUCUGAACAGGUAUCUAGUAGUUCAUCUAUACUGCAGAAAUUUCAGGAGGAAAGACAAGAUAAAUGUGACUUUAAUGAUGCGAGGGCCCAUUAUCAGGGAGACAUUGUAGAACAUGGUGCAAAACAAAAUGACCAUAAUAGAAUCCUUAGGGAAAUAGAGGAAGGAGUACUGAUUGAUAAAGGGAAGUGGCUCCUGAAAGAAAAUCAUUUGCUAAGAGUAUCAUCUCCUGAAAAUCUUGGCAUCUGUGGCAAUGCAGACACCACAUCAGUGGAUACUCUACUUGACAAUAACAACAGUGAAGUUCCAUAUUCACAUUUUAGAAAUUUGGUCCCAGGCCCAAACAUGGCUGAACUAUCCUCUUUAGAAUUGGAGGAGCUGACUCAACCCCUUGAACUGAAAUGCACUUAUUUUAAUCUGCCUCACUGUAGUGACUCUGAGCCUUUUUGUGAGGGUUUGCUAGAUGUUCAAAAUAAAAUUUGUGCCAAGGAAAGAAUAUCAAAGCACCAUUCAGAGGUGAAGGGUAACCAUAAGUCAGAAAGAGUGUGCACAUCUGUGACUCGUGUCUUUACAUCUGCUGGUAACAAAGUCCAUCCUGUCUCUGAUGAUACUAUUAAAAACCAACCACUGCCUGGUAGUAAUACAAUUCAUGGUGUACCUCAGGAAGGUGACUCUUUGGAUAAACUCUAUGCUAUUUGUGGUCAACAUUGCCCAAUACUAACUGUUAUUAUCCAACCUAUAAAUGAAGAAGAUAGAAGAUUUGCAUAUUGCAAAAAUUCUGAUAUUGAAAACUCCUUGGAUCUCCACUUAAGGAUGAAAAUACACCCCUAUUUACUACAGUCAAAGAAAAGCAUGUUCAGAAAUGAGAAUAAUAAAGCAAGUAGUAGAAAAGCAUUUGUUGAUAUAUUUGAUUGGCUUUAUUUCAAUGACACAUUUAACUUGAUGGAUAAAAGAAGAAAGUUAAAAAGAGUUGACUUCUUCAACUUAGAGGAAGAAAAUUACUUAAAGAAAUUUCUAUUAUAUUUAAAGAAAAGGUUUUGUGUUAACUUAUUGUCCACAUCACUGUUAGUUGUGGAUGAUGUGAAUUCAUAUACACAAGGUUCCAGCAAUCAGACAAAUGAAGUUUUUGCAGUAGUUGAUGAGAAUAAUAACUUAUUAGAUAACAGAUUCCAGAGUUCAAGAAUAAAUCUUAACCAAGUAGUAAGGGAAAAUAUGAACUAUCAUUUGUCUUUGGAAAUGCUUGGUCAAGCCUGCCUAUUUUGCCAAGUUGAGACAUUCUUAAAUAUUAGCAACAGCAAUAUUUUAGAAAUAUUUUAUAUUUUUGAGGAUGAAAACCUUUUUAUUUGGGAAGAGAAAACCAGUUACUUUUAACUGAUCUUGAAAGCAGUGAUGAACAAAAUUUAUAAUUUCAAUGUCAGCACAGCCUUUCUUCAUCAAUGUGUUUUUCCUCAUAAUAAGAUGAAGCACAUGGAGUGGAUAUGGAAUAGGUAACCUCUAAGAAUUUCCCACUUCUUCAGCAUGAGCUUUUCCUAGAAAGGUUGCUCUUGGAUAAUCCAAUUUGAAUUUCAUCGUUCCUGUGUUCUUCAUUUUUCCAAUUACAGACUCAGUUUCUGUUAUAUUACUUUGGAAGUUUCUAUGUGUUUUUUUUUUUCCUGAACAUGUUAUUUCUUGUAUCUGUAAUUUUCUCCUAGGACAUAAAUAUCUAAGUAUAGGAAUUAUAUCUAGGGUUUCUUUUUUUUAUGUUGUCCACUCAGUGCAAAGUGUGUAUUAAAUGUAUUGGUGAGUAAAUGGAAUAGACAUGGCCUCAGAGUACUUAAUUUGUUAAUUCUAACUACUGAUUUGAUAAAAGUAUGAUGGUAAAAUCUCCACAUCAAUCUCAUAAGUUUUUUGUGCCAGAAGUGUCGAAUCUGGUUUCCUAAGAACAUCUGUCUAGUGAAUGUGCAAGCAUUUCCACAGAACAGGACUCUCUGUUUCUUCUGAUCAUCAGAAAAAGAUGCUCUACUACUAAGCUGCCUCUCUACUACUACUUUGCCUGGAAGUUGUAAUCUUUUUAACAUUAUUAAAAUGUCAAGAAAUCCAAAUAGGUCAGAAAAAAAUGGAAAAAUUUAAGGUGAACUCUGUGAAGAAAAAGGAACUAGGAUUAUUUAAGUUGGAAAAGAAAAGAGAAAGGUAACUUUAAAAUUCUCAAAAUUGAAAAAGAACUGCUGUAAAGAGGAACCUGACAGAUUUUUUUCUGUGUUCAUAUGAAUUAAUAAAAAAUUUGAUUAGAUAUAAAUAAAAACAUUUUCCCUAGAAGGGUAGAUUUGAUUAGACCAUGAGCCAUAAAAUGUCUGUUUUGAAUACAUGUGGUAUUUUGUCUUGGACUUAACUAGAGAAUGUCUUAAGAUUCAUUUCACUUCAUAACUACAUUACAGUACAGAAACAAGUCUUAUAAUAUGUUGAAAUCUAUGUCUCAUUUGAAACUGACUCAAAGUAGAAUUAAUGUUUUUGGAACCACAUAUGAAGGUGCUAAAAUAACAUAAAUUUGGCACUGAAGAACUAAAGGUAAUUAUAUAAAGAAUACCUUUGGCUUCAGUUCAGUAUGAGUCAUAAAUCAUAAAAAAUUGAGUUUCUAUUUAUUUUGCCUCUACAUAGGGUAUGCUUUUUCUACAGCAAGUGAUACACUCUUUUAAUUGAAAUGUGGACGUUGUAAUGUUCUGUAAACAUCUGUAAUAAGCAGUGAGAAGUUCUGAAUUAAAAGGGUUAAAAGUGUGGGAAAUAAUAUGAGAGAAGAAAAUGUUAAUGUUGUGCCUAAUUUAUACAGGGUCUAUGGUAGUCUUCAUAUUUACUAUAUGUAAUCCUUCCUCAUAAAGAUACCAAAUUUGGCUUUGUUACUCCUUUUUUAUAGAUGAGGGAACCUAGAGUCAGGGAGGUAUACUUUCACCAGUAGUGCACAGUAGGUAUCAUGUCACGAUUUGAACCCAGUCCUUUGUGCCUGAAAUCAAUGUUGUUUUUACUUAAUCUUUAUUCUUUUCAUGGGAGGAAAGAAGGGGUAAAAUUUUUUACAAAUUGUUUGGCACUCUCCCCAGAGAAGAGACAAGGAAAUAAUUUUUAUUUGGAAAGAGUGUGAUACUUAGGUGUACCAACGACAUUGGGGAAAUCACUCAAAACAACCAGGAGUUUUUAGUAAAAUAUGGCAUGCAGCAUACGAUUUUUAACAAUAAUACUACAUCAUAUAAUGUCCUAGGUGGCCCAGAUGAUCCUGGGAAAAGAAACUGGCAGUGACGUACAUGAAUUAGUAAAACAAUAUUGGGUAAUGUAUUUACUAUUUAAAAUCAACAGAUUGUGUGCAUUGAAUUCUGAGAUUUGGAACAAUAUCUUAUGCAUGUUUAUAUCCCAGGUCUAGCACAUUACUUGGGAAUGGUCAGUACCCAGUAAAGGUAUUGAAUGAUAACAAGUGCUUUUGAAUGUUUCUCUUUCUCUCUUACUAAC
Molecule: messenger RNA, 7730 nt
Organism: Manis pentadactyla (Chinese pangolin)
Lineage: Eukaryota; Metazoa; Chordata; Mammalia; Pholidota; Manidae
Product: oxygen-regulated protein 1-like
Exons: 1
Coding region: 63-5630 (1855 amino acids)
Biological process (GO): retina development in camera-type eye; photoreceptor cell development; axoneme assembly
Cellular component (GO): axoneme
Source: RefSeq, a predicted model, not a curated record